This is a messenger RNA of Cryptotermes secundus, 2345 nucleotides long. Its product is annotated as pleckstrin homology domain-containing family A member 8. Gene Ontology annotation, cellular component: cytoplasm; membrane; cytosol. The record is from RefSeq and is a predicted model, not a curated record. Gene Ontology annotation, biological process: ceramide transport; intermembrane lipid transfer. Gene Ontology annotation, molecular function: ceramide 1-phosphate transfer activity; ceramide 1-phosphate binding. The transcript is spliced from 5 exons. Bases 614 to 1150 code for a protein of 178 amino acids. NCBI's taxonomy places the organism in Eukaryota, Metazoa, Arthropoda, Insecta, Blattodea, Kalotermitidae.
CUGCUCAAGAACGCUCAAGAACUCAAGAACCACAAGAACUUGUUUAUGAACCUUAGUGUUCCAUACGUACCGGCUGAUAUCUCGGGAAAGUGACUGACAGUUAGGAAGCUACUCCAUGAGCUAUUUAAUCGGUUAGUGAGCGCGGCUAUACAUAAUAGUUGAUAGUAGUAAUCUAUGAUGUCAUAGUUGACUUUGGCGUGUCGAUGUCAGUGAUAUCGAAAACGAAGAUAAUAUAAAGGCGAACUGAAUUAUGGGAAAGAUGAUUGAAUUAAACGUUUAUGAAUGCAACAGAACUUCAAGUAAUUCAAAUACAGUGAAGACUUCUGUUUGGUUAUGAAAAAGAACGAUUUUAUAAUAGAAGAAUGUUACAAUGAAGUUUUUCAUUUUUCUGUGAUUCUCUAAUCCAUUUAUAUUUGUUAAUACAUGUUUGAUGGUUCUGUUUUUCCUUUUUUUACUGGAGAAGUUACGGUUGUUUAUUUGCUUAUGGUUUACUUUUAUUGAGAAUUUCCAAAAGAGUUCCUUGCGUCAUAACCAAUUCUAAGCAUACAGAGCGACACAGAGAUUGUCACGUGUUCUCAUGACGUCUGUUUGAAACAGUUUAGUCUCGGAGAAAAUGUCUGCUUCGAACGGUGGUGUAAGGUCAGAAGACGAAAAGAAUUUCUUUAACAGCGUGCAGCUCCCAUUCCCAGAAGUAAUUGAUGGAAAAAUUAACACUUUACAAUUUCUAGAGUCUUCCAAAGGAGUUGUUGGUCUUGUAGAGAAAUUUGGCAAAGUAUUUGCUCCUGUGAAAUAUGACAUGACAGGGAAUAUUGAGAAACUUACUGAGCAGUAUAACACCAAUAAAGAGAAACAUUUGUACCUUAACAACAUGAUCUUAGCUGAGAAGGAAGAAGGUGGAAAUUAUGCAAUAGAUGCACUUCUGUGGCUAAGAAGAGCCCUCCAGUUCAUCUAUACAUUCUUCAGUUGUGUAUUAGAAGACUCUCAGCAGGGUAAGAAGUCUGAAGAUUUAGUUCCGUUUCUGAAGAAAGCAUACAAGGAAACAUUGGAAGCAUACCAUGGAUGGAUGACUCAGAAGUUGUUUGGGAAGGAUCCUGGACCAAAAAGUGUCUCCUGUGAGAGUGCAUGGGAUAUGAGUGAAGGAAUAAGAUAAAAGAAGGCCUUGAAGUGAAGCACAUUCAAGUUCCCUAUUUGCCUCUGAAUACAAGUUACAUGGAACUUAUGAAUCAGGGUGUCAUUCUUUGCAGGCAUACCAAAAACCCUUAAUCUAUUAUUAUUCAUGAGAAAUAGAAAGGAAUGCUCCUGUGACAGCUUGGGAAAAGGAAUGCUGUCAAUGCAGUAAGAAGUGAUGCAGUAGCUUGGAAUUCCAUCUCAAGUACAAUUAUCCAUAUCUGUUUUGCCAAAGGGUCUGUGGCGUGACACAGAGAAAUGUCAUAGAAAAAACCAGGAUGACAGAGCUACAAGGGCAAGUGGAGUGCCUGAGUGAAUACUUAAGUUCACAGAAUCUCGAGAUCAUCUGUUCUCACCACCACAACAGUUCCUCAUAUAUUUCGUACUACAUAUUAGAAAGUACAUAAUACAUUUUACCCAAUUCUGUAACUAGCAUGUAAUGUUUAUUUGUAUUAAUUUUCAUGCUCAGCAGGUACAUCGUAAUGAACACUGCAUAGUUACAGUUCAUUUAAUUUGAAAUUUGUGUUUUUGGUUUCAGACGCUUAAAAUGAAGGUUUUACUGCUUGUUUAGUAGCCAUAGAGCUAUUCUUAUGCUGAAACAGUGUUGUUAUAUUUUUAAAACUGCCUUACUGCACCAGAAUGAUGAUUGAGAGAAUGGUGUCUUGGGAUUCAUGUGAGAAAUGGGCCUUAAUGACCUAUCCUAUAAAGUUCUCGAAGAUGAAGACUUCCUUGUACAAAAAACUUCACACUUUAAAUGUUGUGUACAAAACAAGUAUUUCUCAGUUUGAGUACUGGUAAGACAAACACAAAGAUUGUGGCUCUCAAGGCUUCUAACAGUGGAUUAAUAUUAUCAUGGGGGUAAUUUCGUUUUACAUUGUCCAUUAUCUCAACAAAGAAAACAUUUCAUAGGGAGCCUGUCUUCAGGCAGAAACAUCUAUCUUGUAGGCCUGUUGGAUGGUGGAAAGGAACCCACAGAGUACUCUUUUUUUCUUUCUGCUUAAAGCCAGAUGCAGAAGCAGCAUGUGGAACACUGUACAGGUACUCCUCACUACAUGCAAGUUCCAAAAAUGGGAUCAACUUAUUUAGGAUGACUUAAGUUAAUAGUGCUCAUUUUAGUGUGAAAUGCUUGCUGGCCAAUUAAGAGACAUGGGGAGAAUAGUAAGUUGAUUGCUAUAUGG